This is a messenger RNA of Mucor velutinosus, 408 nucleotides long. It is a transcript of the gene CPR2, whose product is annotated as Peptidyl-prolyl cis-trans isomerase B. NCBI's taxonomy places the organism in Eukaryota, Fungi, Mucoromycota, Mucoromycetes, Mucorales, Mucoraceae. The record is from RefSeq and is a predicted model, not a curated record. Bases 1 to 408 code for a protein of 135 amino acids. The transcript is spliced from 3 exons.
AUGCAGCACUACUUACUAUUACUGCUUGCUUUGAGUACAUUGGCUGCCUCGAUACAUGCAGCCGACAUAAAGAUGUUCUGUAAAUGCUUUUGUGGGUCAAACUCUACAGUGUUCGAGCUCCCAUUGCUUGAUCCAAAACCUUGCGGCAACUGUACAAAGCAAUUCUGUUUGGAUAAUGUCAAAGAUGGCAUGUGUGAUGGCAUUGCAGAUGCAACAUGUCCUAGUAACGAUUUUAAAACAGCCUGCUUUGCACGCGAUUCUUAUAAAGACGAAAUCAUUGUUCGAUCAUUUUUAAUUAUCACUAUUGGCCUGAUCCUCUUUUCGAUCAUAAAGCCAUUUGUUGACAAGUGGCAAAAGGAACGUGCUACCAGACAGCAAUAUAGCACUGUUUCAGCUGUUGAGCAAUAG